Messenger RNA from Caenorhabditis angaria, 12612 nucleotides. The record is from the annotation of a GenBank genome assembly. Lineage: Eukaryota; Metazoa; Nematoda; Chromadorea; Rhabditida; Rhabditidae.
AUGGGUGAUGAAAGAACGCUUUCUCUUCUACAUCUCCGGAAAACGUUUUCGGAAUAUUUAAAGAUUCCAGUUUCCGGAGCUCGGCCAAAUGAUCCCAACAGGCUUCUUCCACUUUUUCAUAAAGUUAUGUCAAUGUAUACAUCACAAGAAUUAGCAAUCGAAUUUAAAGAAAUUGUACAUUUUGCCACAUUUUUAUGUAGUGUUCUAGUGAAAGAAGUUAGGCAAAGAGCUGCGUCAAGUGGAACUAUCGAAGCCGCUCAAAGUAUUUCCGAAUUUCUAGAACCUGGCAAAAUGGGAUGGCCGAUUCUAGAAAGUAUUCGAUUUUUGUUAGCAGCGUGAGUUUUUUCUGAAUUUUCUCCCACAAUUAAAUAUUUUUCUUAUUCAGAGAAGACGAAGUUAUGAUAAAUGCUGCGUGCAAAGUAUCACUUCCAUCAACUCUCGUGAAAACAAUAUAUUUAUUUUUCGACCUUCCAGCCGCUGAGAAUCCAGAAAAUCGAAGGGAAGAAUUAUAUGAAAUGGUGUCGACGAUAAUGGAAGGAUUAUGUAAAUUCAAGUAGGGAUUAAAAAACUCAAAUUAUCUAAAAUAAUUCUGCUGAAAUUAAAAUUUGCAGAUGUGUUUCGGAAGAACUCGUUCGAAAAGAUGAUCUUCUUCUACUUUUUGUUGGUACAACUUCACAAGUCAGUGAAAACAAUAAUAAUUGGCGAAAACUUUGUGCCAAACUACUCGAAGUUAUUGCCGAUAAAUCGCUAACGAAUGCAAUUAUAAAAUAUGUGGUGGUCAAAAAAUGUGUGCGAAUUUAUGUGAAGAAUUUGAGUCAGGCGAAUUUGGAUGCACAAAAAACGGCUGAGGCGAUUAUUUGUUUGGCGUGUUUUUUGAAAAAUUCAGCGUAUUUGACGGAUCAGUUAUUGCAAGAAUUUUACGAGGCAGAUGGGUGAGUUUUCACUGAACAAAAAAUCUGGAAAUGAGCUUAUUUCAAAAAAAAAAAAGAAUUUCACGUUUUAAUUUGCAAAAAAACGUUACACGUUUCACCAUUUCACUCAUUUCUCAAUUUAUUUUUCUCCCAAUCCGGCUGAAAAUGAUAAAAUUCUUUCUGUUCGAAAGAAAAUCCCAAGUGAGUUUCUAAAAAAACUAACAAAAAAACAAUAUAUUUUCCAGAUACACAAUGAUCAAAGAAUUCUUGCUACGAAAUGAAAAAGAUGAAGAACUUGUGCGAAAUAUUCUAAUAAUGACAAUCUCUCUAAUAACAUCGGGAAAAUUCGAAAUUCUUCCACAAUGGACAAGUGGCCUUGUACAACUUCCUAAUUUUCAACUCCCUCAGCCAAUUGGAAAUGGUUCAAGUGUUCGAAAUCUCAACGCCUUUUCACUACUUUAUCAUGUUUUUAUUGAGGUAUUUUUAUAUGAUUUUAAGAAGACUGAAUUUACCUUAUCAUAUUUUUUGCAGAGUUCAAAUGAGCAAGUUAGCUGUACAGUAAUCGAUAUUCUUCAAUCAAUUUAUAGUUGUGAUCAUGCAAAUUAUUUCAUUUUGGAUCGCGAAUAUCCACUUUCAAUAUUUAUUGAUCAAUUGGAAAGAAAAACCCAGAAAACUAGACUGAAGUUAGUGGAAUUAGUCGAGUUUGCAGUUUUUCAGUUGUCACAUAUUCCAUGUAGAGAAUUGAUUAGUCUUUGUGUUCUAUUGAAAACUGAAAUAUCCAAUGGAAAAACUGAAAUGUGCACAAUAAUAGUUCAAAUGUGUUUCAAAUUAAUAACAAUUGAUGCAAUAAUCAAAGAUGCAUUUCGAGAAGUCGGGUUAUUAGAUUCACUUUGUUAUAUAAUUCGAAAAAUUCGUGAAGAACAACCGAAAAAAUGUGAAAAUAUGAUGAAAUUGGCACUUUUGACAACUGAUUUAUUGACAAUUAUUAUUAAAAAUAAUAUUGAAAAUGGGAAAUUAUUCACAGAAUGUUUUGGUGCAAGAUUACUUGUUGAAAUAAUUGGAGAAGUUGAUGAAGAAUGGAGAAGUUCACUUUUACAAUUAUUGAAACAAUUAUUAAUUAUUGCACCAACUGAUCAAUAUAUUGUUAAUGUUGUUAACGUAAGUAGAAAUCGUUAUAAUGAAAAAGUAAUAAUCUCAAUGUUUCCAGAUUCUCAACGAAAAAUCACCCUUGGACAAUCUUCCGACAAUGUUCAGCCUUUUAAAAGCUCUUCUAGGAGUUGUUCGAGAAUCGCACAAAGUUCGAAUACAAUUUCGAAAAUCUGGAGGAUUUUUGGCACUUUGUGCAUUAAUUUUAGGAUUGGAGAAGAAGUUUGAGGAUGUUGGAGAUGGAGAGAAAGUUUCGAAGGAGUUUUGCGAAAUUUUGGAAUUUUUACAUCUGAUUUUCAAGGUUUUCACAUUGAGUAUGCGAUUUGAACCAUCGAAUGCCAAGUAUUUUGGAUCUGAGGUAGGAGAUUUGAUUUAAAAAAAAAAUUAAAUUUGGAUUCAGAAAAAAACGGGGGCUUCAAAAGGCCUAAUUUUUUCGUUAAAAAAAUUUUCUCCAUAUUUUUCCUUUUCAAAAUUUGAUUAUGAAAAUUAAAUUUUCAAGGCAGAUUUUCGCGUUCAAAAAUUUCAAUUUCUGGAAACUUCACUCUGAAAACCAUCUAAAACUCCAAAAAAAUAUUUUCCAGAUUUCAUGGGAUAGUAUAACUUCACUCCUCCGUCUAACUUCAAUUUUCAACGAAAAUACCGUAGUCUCGACAACUGAACCAGAAUGGAAAAUUGGAGUAUCCGAAAUUUCCGAUGAAAUUUCAGCGUGUCAUGAGGUUUUCAAAAUGGAUGAUAAUAUUGAAGCCGGGUUUGUUUUUUUUUCUUCAGAAGUUUUCAGAUUCUUCAUUUUUUGCAGAAAUGUUCCCGCUGGAAUGCCAUUCAAAAUUUAUUUUGGUUGUUAUAUUAUUCGACUGAUUUUCAAUAUGGCUCUUGAUAAUUAUGAGAAAAUGCAAAGUGAUAUAAAAUGGACUGAAGGAACUCUUGAAGAAUCGAUUGUAACGUGGAAUUCAUCGAUUUUAGUUCAUCCGGGAGCAAUUAUUUCGAUGUUGAAUUUAUUGCCUGGAAUUGGAGCUGAAAAUCAACAAUCUUCAAAUAAUUCAAUCUCAAAAUGGACUGUUGGUGCACAAUAUUAUGUAUCACUUUUAUUAAAAACAAUUUUGAAAAGUGAACGAAAUCAACAAAUAAUGUGUCAAAUUGAUAUGCCAAAAUAUUUGCUCGAAAUUUCAUCGAAACUUUUUCAAGCCACUGAUCAACAAAAUGAACAUAUUCUUAUGCAACCAUUUUAUUAUUUACUCGAAAGAUUGUCUUAUCAAUCAUUGACACCAAAUCAAUUGAGACAAUUUUUGAGAUUGGAUAAUCCAUUGUGUUGUAGAAGUUUGGAUGAAGAAAUUGGAGGAGAAAUUAUGAUUUAUGAAGGUGGACCUGUACCAUUGCAAAGGUGUGUAAAGUGGGGAUUAAAAUCCACGUGGAAAUUUGUGAAUUCACAAAAUGUGGCGUCAAAAUCCAUGUGGAAAUUGAAUUUUGAAAAAGCUAAAAAUCGAUAUUUUCUAUCCUAUCUAUCUUAAUUUUUUGCAGAGUCAAAGCACUUGUUUCAAUGAUGACUCCGCGUGAUCAACAGAUUGGAACAGCUCCAAGUUUUGUUGAAUUCGACAUGUCAAUUGAAGGUUUUGCCGCAAUUUAUCUACCAACUUUGGCACCAAUUUUCUCAACACCAACAAAAAGUGAACGAAUAUUUCCGCCCCUAAAUGGAUUCACUUAUUGUUCGUGGAUUUAUUUGGAUACUUUGAGUGAUAAAAAAUUGGAUCCUCAUCCGGUUCGAUUACUUACAAUAACUCGAGCGGUUACUGGUGGAAAUGAGAAAAAUAAUAGCAAAAAUUUGGCAUGUUUUCAAGUUCAAUUGAGCGCAAUUGAUCGAAGCAUUUUAAUAUCAACUGAUGAAAAUGAUCAACCAGGAACUGAUUUGGAAAAGAAAAUGGCAUCGAUAUCAACAAUGAAUGAUAAAAAUAUCCGAAUUUGUGUGGCUGACAUUGUACGGGUUGGAGAAUGGUUUCAUCUUGCUGUCAUAUUCAAUCGAAGUGUUUUGAAAAGUUCGCAAGUUUCGAUUUUCAUCAAUGGAAAACAUAUUGCAACACAAAAAUUGAUGUAUAUCUCGCAAAAUGCUGGAGCAAACACGAAUUCGUCGCAGAGUCUCGCGCAAACACAAGCGGUUAAUGCCGCAGUUGGAACAUUGCCAGCGCUUCGAAGACCCUCGAGAUUGAGAUUUCGAAUGGCCUCGAUUAUUUUAGUGGAAGAACCAAUGAGUCCCGAAUGUGUUAGACAAGUUUAUCAAUUACAACCACAUUAUAUUGGCAAUUUUCAAACUGUUGAGAAAUGUGCGAUGGCUUUGGUGCAAGAGGAAAAGGUUUGCAAGAUUUUGAACAAAAAAAUCUAGAUUUUUCUGAAAAGAUGUGUUAACUCCCAUUCAUAAAAAUAUUCAUCAGAAUACAAUUUUUCAUCCGAAUUUUUUCCUUGAUUAUUUUUUUAAAUCAUAAAAAAAAUUCGAAAGAAAUCCAGUUUUUCGUAUUCAAAACUGAAAAAAAAUAAUCUAGAAAAAUACGUUUCAAAAUUUAAACAAAGGUAUUUUUAUUCUCAAUCUUUCCGACUUGGUUCCAAUAUAUAUUUUUCCAGAUAGUAUUUUCUUUGUCUGCUGCUGCCACUCAAGAACUAACUCUUGCCAAAAUUCGAGCAAUGUAUGGAAAAAUCGAGGCUGAAAUUUUAUCACAUCAUGUAACUUUUUUUUUUCAAAUUUAAUUUUCAUCUCACACUUUUUUUUCCAGCUUGGCAUUUCUCCAAAUGAUCACAGUACACCGCUUCGUGUUCUAACCAACACAGUUUCGCACGCACCAGGACCGGGAAGAAGUUUUGGUGGAGUUAUUGUUGGAUAUUUGGGAAUGCGGACUUUUACACCAAGACCUGUGCCAUCUUUAUUGGAUUCGAUUGGUGGAUUUGCAUGUAUUUAUGGUCAGUGUAGUUUUUCUGAUGAAAAAUUUGGAAUUCAUCUAUUGCCACGUAAUAGGCCACAAAUUGAAUUUUUGAAAAAUUAGAACAUUUCAUAAAUCUCACAAAAGUUUUAGGCGAUUUAGAAUUUCAAAUCUUAAUAUUUAAAUUUCCUUUCAAAUGUUAAAUAUUGUCCUUCCAGGUCUUAUCGCAAUGGCUGUUGAUUCUGAAGGUCUCUAUGCCUCUCUCAAAUCUCUUGUUUCUGCAAUUCGGUCGAAUCCAAAAUUAUUGGCAACAUUGAACAAUAAUCGAAGUUAUCAAAUUCUUGCUGUACUUCUCGAGGACAAGUCGAAAAUGUUGAAUUCGCAUAUUAUGCAUAUGGUUUUUAAUGUAACUGGAACUGCUGAUACUUCCAAAGAGCAUGCGACUAUUCCGAAUCCACCGGUAUAGUUUUUUUUUUCAAAAUUGUACUUACGAUGAGUUUUUGUCUCGAAAUUAUCAUUCAGACAAGCUUGUUUCAAACACCAUAGACUUUUUUUUCAGGCAUUUGAGGAUUUGUUGUGCGACUUGAAAGUUUGGAAAGCGGCGCCUGUUGAAUUGCACAAAAUGCUGUUUGAACAUUUUUAUGAGCUGAUUACUGAGUGAGUUUUUUCUACCAAAAAAAAACUCCUCGAAUACCCGAAUCUUUUUCCAGUCAUCAAAUCAAUAAUCUACAAAUAGUUCGAAAAUCGUCGCUUCUUUCUCGACUUCUUUUAACAAUUUAUGAUGAUCCACAAAUCACUCAAAAUACCGACGAAAUUGUAUUCAAUCUAAUUUCUGCUAUUCUUCAACCUCCAUGUGACACCAAAAGUAUUCUGAAAAUUGGGCAAAUUGUUGGUGCAACAUUAUCUGGAUCUUCUGAAGUCGAAGAAGCGCCAUUUCAUAUUUCAGAAUUGCAAAAGUUAUUUUUGGCGGAACCAAGUUCGAAAAUUCAUUUGAUUUAUAUCAGAAAUCGACUUUUGAAUAUGUUAUCCAAUUUUUUAUCGAAUUCAAAUUCUCAAAUUCAAGCAACACUUUCUGAUCAAAUUGUCAAAGUUCUUGGAUUCGAUUGGCUUUUUGCAUUAAUGACACCUGGUGUACAUUCUGGAACUCUUUAUCUUGCUCUUCGAAUUUUAUUACUUAUUCUAAAUCAACCUGUUCAAUUAGCAAGAUUCAAAGAAGGAACAUCAAAUGGUGGAUGGUUAUCUGAAGCAGAUUCAGUUGUUCGAAAUCGAGCUGCUGUUGUUUUGGGUUUCAGUGUGUCAGCGAAUUCGGGAAGUGUUGGAAGUAAAAUUGAUAUAAAUCCGGAAAUUGCGAAUUGUGGAGGAUUUGGAGCGUUGGAGCAUUUAAUGGCUGCGCAUGCUGAAAAACCUUGGCCAUAUUAUGCAAUGUUGUCGAUUCUUGUUGGUCAACCAAUUUCGAAUUUAAGAUAUUGCGAACAAUUUAAUAUGGAAUUAGUUUGGACUCAUGUUUUUGGAUUGAGCUCGAAAUCGUCGGUUUUUGAAGCAAUUAAUGGAGCCAAUUUUUGUUUUGAUGCUCUGAUCCCAUUAUUUUCAAUGUGUCGAGCAGCAAUUCAUAAUUCAGAAGAAAAAAUAGGAGAAAAUGCGAAUACUGUCAUCCAAAUGAUCACAUUUAUCUAUCAAAAUUCGGCGGCAUUUUUCCAAAUCGCUCAUACAGAUGAAUUUAUUUUGGCACUUUUUUCGUCGUUGAUUCAGGAUACGAAUUCGAUGGGAGUACAAAGACAAAUGAGAAAAGCGUCGCAUGAUUUUUCGCCGGAUCCCGAAUAUUUUCAAAGUUGUAAGUUUCUUGGCUGGGGUGGGGUGUUGCCAGAAAAAAAUAGGCUUCCAAAUUUUUCAAAAAAUCAUUCAUAGGAGUACCAGUCUGAUUUUUAUUCAAAUAAGUUUUAUUUAAAAAAUGAAUUUCAAUUUUAACCAAAACAUUUCAGUUUUGUCACAACCAAAUGUCAAAAUGAUAAUGGAUCUUCUCAAGAAAAUCAUAUCGGAUAAUUUGCAAACAAAUAGCUCAAAAACAGAUACAUUAAUCGAUAUUCUUAUGGAAAAUAUUGCCGAAUCUGGAAUAACUCGAAAAACUCAAAUAGCUUGUCUAACUCAUCUUCUUCAUUCAACACUUGAACAUGUUGUUGCAACUGAUCUUCUAACAUCUUCCGCUCUUCCACCAUCACAACAACCACAACAAAUUGCUCAGAUUAUACAAAAUAUAUCGAAUUUGUCGAGUCGAGCUGUUGAUGGAUAUUGGAAUGGUUUGAUAAAUCAAGGAGAAUCAAUUCGAAUGUUGAGCACUUUAUAUCAUUUACAAUCAAUUAUUUCGGCGAAAAAAUGCGAAUCUGGAAAUGUUGUUAAUGGAAUUAUGCGAAUUAGUUUAUUUAUUUUGAGCCGACCAAUUGAUUGUGUUCCUGUUCAACUUGCUGUUUUGGAUGCUUUGAGUUCAUUGGUAUCGAAAAGAUAUAUUUUCCUUGCAUCAAAUGAGCCUUGGUUUUAUGCGAGUUUAACUCAUCUCAUUUUUAUGUUAAGUGUUACUCCUGAUGUUUUAUUUACUGGUGGAAAUGAUUUGGAUAGAACAUCUGCACAAGUUGCAUUAUGUGCAACAAGAGUUUGGACUGAUUUGAUUAUCCCGAAACAAGCAUUGAUUGAAGAAGUUUUUAAAAGACCAACUGUUUCUGAAAUCAAUGCAGCACGUGCUCUUCUCGCACAUUCUGCUGGAACACAUUGGCAACAAUUUGUUGAUUCACAAUUACGUGGAACUAGUCAAAAUGUUCCGCUAUCGGCAACAACAAAAGAAAUGAUAUCAAGUCGAAUUACGAAAGUUGCGACUGGAAUUUCGAGAUUUGCAGCAGCGAGAAGUUUAUCGGUUACACAGACACAAUCACAAAUUGUUAAACCAUGGAGAUGUGCUGGAAAUGCUGUUGAUGCUAAUGUUAUUUUUAUGUGGUUGAAAGUUCAUAUUAGUUUGAUUAAAGAAUUAUUGAGAGCGCAGAGCACGAGGUUUGUACUUUUGGGAGGGAGUAUUAAAAAUAGUUGAGGUCAAGUUCAUGAAUACAGUCAACACUAUCGAAAUUAUAAAUUGUAAAUUUUUUUGUAAAAUAUUUUCAUUUAAAAAAAUGAAGAUACUUUGGAUUACUGUAACUUUUUAUUUUAAUUUGAAAUUUCAGAACUCAGUUUUUCGAUAAUCUGACGUUUAUUUAAAAAAAAAACGAAACAUUUCGUAACGAAUCUUUUUUGUAGAUAUGAUGAAUGGCAUGCUCAUGUUCGAAAAUGGUGUCUUCAUGAUUGGCAUCAAUGUGAAGCCGAAUUAACUCGAGAAAGAGGAAUUUGGGGACCGGAAAGAGCAUCGAAACUCGAAAAAUUCAAACUUGAUCUGACUGAGGGACCGACCAGAAUUCGUCGAAAAUUGAUACCACAUCGAACAUUUUAUCAUCUUUAUCCAUAUCGACCACAUCUUGAUAUUCCAACUGCAAAAGCACAACGAGCUAAAGUUGCCAUAUCACAUGAUUCCAAAUUAUACUAUGAGCAAUGCUCGAAAUUUCGUAAACGGAUUUUAGAUGUGAGGAUUAUUGAUUCGAGUGCAACUGUUAGUACACCAAGCGAGGAAAAAACUGCGAUUUUUACUAGUUUUACUGAUUUAUCACGUAUGUUUUUGAUAUACUGUAGGGUUGUUCUUUAAAAAAUAAAUGAAAUCUUUCAGAAAUCAAUUCAUCAUUAAUUCGCCGAUUAUCAACUACAGUAGUUCCUGCAACAUUGCCAGCUCAACAAUCUGAAUCAGUUGAAAUAAAUGAAGAAGAAGAAGAAUCACCGGAGAAUUCCGAAUCUAUUUCUCAAGCUUCACAAACUCAGAGUCUGUCCCAGUCACAGGCUCAAACAACAACAACAACAAAAGAGCCUGAGCAACCAGUUGUUGAGAAAAAACCGGGACCAGAUAAUCAGACAUUGUUAAGAUUAUUGGAACAAGGUGAACAACUUCAUUCGAUGUUCAGAUGUGCAAGAAUUCAAGGAUUAGAAACAGCUGAAGGAUUAUUGCUAUUUGGAAGAGAACAUUUUUAUGUUGUUGAUGGAUUUACACUUUUGAAGACCAAGGAAAUUCGAGAUCUUGAUUUUUUGAGCUCCGAGUAAGUUUGACUUUUGGAAAUGACAACCAGGUGGUCUAUGUGAAAAACAAAUAUUUUAAUUUUAGUUUAUAAAAAAAUAACAGUUCAGAUUUUUAUUGCGCAAAAAAUCCCCAAAUUAUUUUUAAAUUUUGGUAGCUAGUUCUCCAAAAAAACCAAUUGUUUUACAGCAUGCAUGAUCCAAUUGUUCCAUAUCCAGCAACUGGAGCAACACAACCUCCGAAAUCUUCAAGACUCUGUUCAAAGUUUAGCUAUAAUAUGAUUCGAGAAGUUCAUAAAAGGCGAUAUCUUUUACAACCGAUUGCUUUGGAAGUUUUCAGUUCGGAUGGAAGAAAUUAUCUAUUAGCAUUCCCGAAAAAGAUUCGAGAUCGAGUUUUUGAUAAAUUGACAUCGAUGGCAACAAGAUUAUCAGAUAAAGUUGAUUUAUUGGGAAGUCAAAAAGUUGGUGGAGCAUUAUUGAAUUCAUUGAUUCUUAUUGGACAACAAAGUGUGACUCAGAAAUGGUUGAAUGGAACUAUUACGAAUUUCCAAUAUUUGAUGCAUUUGAAUACAUUGGCUGGAAGAUGUUAUAAUGAUUUAUCACAAUAUCCGAUAUUUCCAUGGAUUGUUAAAGAUUAUCAAAGUGAAAUAUUGGAUUUUACGAAUCCUGGUUUGACUUUUAGAGAAUUGGGAAAACCAAUGGGUGCACAAACACCAGACAGAUUGGAACAGUUUUUGAAAAGAUAUCGAGAAUGGGAUGAUCCAUCAGGUGAAACACCUCCUUAUAUGUAUGGAACACAUUAUUCAUCUGCAAUGAUUGUUGUAUCAUAUUUAGUUCGAUUGGAACCGUUUACAUCACAAUUUUUGAGUUUACAAGGUGGACAUUUUGAUUUGGCUGAUCGAAUGUUUCAUAGUGUUGGAGAUGCAUUUCAAAGUGCUGCCAAAAAUAAUAUGGCUGAUGUUAAAGAAUUGAUACCCGAAUUCUUCACACUUCCCGAAAUGUUUGAAAAUCGAAAUUCGUUUGAUCUUGGUGUUAAACAAAACGGAACACUUGUAAAUGAUGUUGUUCUUCCGAAUUGGGCAUUGGGAGAUGCGAGAGAAUUUGUUAGAUGUCAUAGACAAGCAUUGGAAAGUGAUUAUGUAUCAUCACAUUUGCAUGAAUGGAUUGAUUUGAUUUUUGGAUGGAAACAAAAUGGAGAAGAGGCUGUGAAGGUGAGUAAACGGGAUUUUGAUUGAUUUUUUUGGGGAUAAUUUCUCAUACGGUUCUAAAAAAUUUGAAAUCCUUGAUUACGUUAAUUGUCCGAUUUUUUGUUAAACUUUUUUUUUAACGUUUAAGUAGCUUCUAUUAAAAAUUACCUUGUAAGUAUAAGUUAAAUUUUUCGUUUAAAGUCUUGAAUAUUUACCUCGAAAAACUAUUACAUUUUGAAUUCAGGCAAUUUUUGAAAGUUUGAAAUAUUUCCAAUUUUAUUCACUAUCGAAACAUUUCUAAUUUCUCCAGGCCAACAAUUUAUUCCAUCAUCUUUUCUACGAAGGAAGUGUGGAUUUUGAAAGAAUCGAUGAUCCGCUCACAAGAAAUGCAACAAUUGGAUUUGUCAAUAAUUUCGGUCAAAUCCCAACUCAACUCUUCAAAAAACCACAUCCACAGAAAAAAGUGAAUAUUCUUGAAGGAUACAGUAAUACGCCUGGUGUAACAACACAAAGACUAUUUUAUCACGCGAUUCAUAAUUUGACACCGCCACAAACUCCGUAUAAAGGUAUCAAUUUUUUGGAUAUUCACAAUAAUCUUCUAAAAUGUUUUGCCAAAAAAGUUUUUAAAUAAAUUCUAUAUUAUUUCAGAACUUCGAUCUGCUGUUGGAAGUAUAAAUCAAAACGAUAAAAUUGGAGUUGUCGCUUUGGAACAAAACAAAGUUUUAUUAACUGGAUCAAAUCGUUUUGUGACUUGGGGAUUGCCUGAUCGAAGUGUUCGAAUUGGACAAAUCGACUCGGAUAAAUCAGUUUGUAUUCAUGAAAUGUGUGAAGUUGAUGAAAUGACUUGUGUAGCAGCUGGAGAUGAAUGGACAUUAUUCUAUGGAAAUACAAAUGGUUGUAUUACGUAAGUUUCUUAUGCUCAAUUCGAGAAGGUGACACAUGUAAACUUCUAUAAUGAGUUACCAUUUUUAAAAGUUAUUUUGUUCCCUCCUCUUUAUUUUCUAAUUUUUCAGAGUUUGGAAUGUUAAUACGAAGCCAUUAUCAAUGAAAAAAGUGUCAGUUCUCAAUGGUCAUUCGGAUGCUGUAACAUGCCUUGUUUCUUGUCAAUCUCACGCUGUUCUUGUCUCUGCUUCUCGUGAUUCAACUGUUCUUAUUUGGCAUCUUUCUGAAAUGUUCCUAAUCCGUCAACUCGCAAAACAUCCACAACCUGUUGUUGCUGUUGCAAUCAAUGAUUCGACUGGUGAUAUUGCAACAGCUUCUGCUACUUUAUUACAUGUUUGGACAUUGAAUGGUGCAUUAUUGGCGAAAAUCAAUACUUGUGACGUGGCACCAACUAUUGAUCCACAACAAAUGAUUAUUAGUUUGGCCUUUUCGACGGUACUUUUUUUUGGAAAAAAACAUUUAAAAUAUAAUCAAUAAUUUUGUUUCAGAUGAAUGAAUGGGAUAAUGAUAAUGUUAUAAUGUGUGGAACAUCUGAUGGAUGUGUCAAAAUAUAUUCAUGUGUUAUGGUUGAAAAUGAUGGAACAAUUCAGAAAACAACAGAAGAGACUAGUAACUACAGUACUCCUGAAUCAUCAAAUAAAUCCAUUCAAAUCGCAGCGAGACUUGAAAAACAGCGAAGACGAUUAAAGGGAGGAGGAGUUUCGAUGAGUACUGUAGCAUCAUCUGAAGAUUCAGCAGCAUCUUCCGAACCAGCUAGUCCGAAAUUCAAUAAUUCAUCAGAAAUGAAAGAUGUAAUUGGAGAUGAUACACAGAAAUAUGUUCGAGUUUUGGUGCAACGAACUGCUUUAACAAUGCAUACUGCAUUCAAUCGACCUGAUAAUAUUCAUCCGGCACCAAUAACAGCAAUUGCACCAAGUAGAGAUCAUAAAUGUUUAUAUAUUGGUGAUGGAAUUGGGCGAGUUUGGUGUUGGCAAAGUGGAGAAGGCGGUGGAAGAGCGGAUCAUUGGGUGCAAGAUGUAACAAGGCAACGAUGCGAUGAUUGUGAACAUAAAUUCAGUUUGGCUGAUAGGAAACAUCAUUGUCGAAAUUGUGGACAGAUUUUUUGCUCUUCGUGAGUUUUUUUAAGGAUAGGAAAAUUUGUUGGAAGUUAGGGCUAGAACAUGCGAUACAAAUUUAAAGAUUUUCAAAACUGUUUUGUUAAACAUUCUAAAAUAAGUUCAACAAAUCCUCAAUUUCGAAAAAAAAACCAAUUUGAAAUUUCUCGAGUUCAAAAUUUUUAAAACCUUGUUUUUCAGAUGUUCUCGAUUCGAAUCUCAUAUAACUCGAAUGAAUAUCAGUCGACCUGUUCGAGUUUGUCGAAAAUGUUUUCUGAGAUUACAACAAAAUUCAUAA